Carica papaya (papaya) is the source of this 2189-nucleotide messenger RNA. The record is from RefSeq and is a predicted model, not a curated record. Lineage: Eukaryota; Viridiplantae; Streptophyta; Magnoliopsida; Brassicales; Caricaceae.
CGUAACCGCCAUAACACGGAGGAACAAAUCUUCCAUCAACCAUAAUACCAACCUACCAAAUGUGUUCUUCUGCUCAAUCUCACUUCCUUCUCUCUCUUCCCUCUUCCUCACCUCCUCUUCUUUCUUCUUUCCAGAAACCCAAUCAUAUUCCCUGCCAAUCUUCUCAACCUUCAACCUCUGUCACUGCUCUAUCUCCGACACCCAUUUCCCACUCCCGCUCUCACCCUUCAUGGAUUGAGUCCAUUCGCUCCAAAACCAACUCCAAUCUAUUCCACGAAGCCGUUUUAGUCUAUGUUGACAUGAUUCUUUCGGGUGUUCCACCCGAUAACUUUGCCUUCCCUGCUGUCCUCAAAGCUGUGACGGCUCUUCAUGACCUCGAUUUAGGGAGACAGAUUCAUGCUCAUGUUUUCAAAUUUGGGUAUGGAUACAAGUCUGUUACUGUGGCCAAUACCCUUGUGAAUAUGUACAGUAAAUGUGGAGACGUGGUAGAUGUUUAUAAGGUAUUUGAUAAAAUAGUUGAGAGAGACCAAGUUUCUUGGAAUUCGAUGAUUGCCGCUUUGUGUAGGAUUGAAGAGUGGGGGCUUGCUUUAGAUACAUUUAGAUUGAUGCUAGAUGACAAUGUUGCGCCUAGCUCGUUUACUUUGGUGAGUAUGGCGCUAGCUUGUUCAAAUAUUGGUCUCCGUAAUGGUCUUAAGCUAGGGAAGCAAGUCCAUGCCUAUAGUUUGAGAACGGGUGAUUGCAAGACAUUUACCAACAAUGCUUUGAUGGCUAUGUAUGCUAAACUAGGAAGAGAUGAUGAUGCUAAAGCUUUAUUUGAGCUGUUUGAAGAGCGUGAUUUAGUUUCAUGGAACACGAUGUUGAGUUCAUUAUCUCAGUGUGAACAGUUUAAAGAAGCAUUGUCAUUCUUGGGCUCCAUGGUUUCUCAGGGGAUUAAACCAGAUGGUGUCACAAUAGCUAGCGUGCUCCCUGCCUGCUCGCAGUUGGAGAAGUUAGAUUUAGGAAAAGAAAUUCAUGCUUAUGCCUUGAGAAAGGACAUUUUAAUUGAGAAUUCUUAUGUUGGUAGUGCUUUGGUUGACAUGUAUUGCAAUUGCAGACAGGUUGAAAGUGGCCGCCAAGUUUUUGAUAGUAUCUUGGAUAGAAAAAUUGGUCUCUUUAAUGCCAUGAUCACUGGUUAUGCACAAAAUGAAUAUGAUGAAGAAGCAUUGAUGCUCUUCAUUGAGAUGGAAGAGGUAGGUAGGUUUUGUGCAAAUGCAACUACAAUAGCGAGCAUUGUGCCUGCUUGCGUGCGUUGUGAAAGAUUCCCUAAGAAAGAAGUGAUACAUGGGUAUGUGAUAAAGAGAGGUUUGGAUGGGGACAGGUUCGUUCAAAAUGCAUUAAUGGAUAUGUACGCUAGGAUGGGCAAGGUAGAAAUUUCGGAGUUCAUAUUUGAUGGCAUGAAUGUUAGAGAUAUAGUGUCAUGGAACACAAUGCUUACAGGUUAUGCUAUUUCUGAGAGCCAUGAUGAUGCAUUUCUUUUGCUACAUGAGAUGCAAUGUUUAGACAGAAAGGGGAAUGUAAAUGAUGAAUAUUAUAAGGAUAUGACCCAAGUUGCUUUUAAACCUAACUCAAUAACCCUCAUGACAGUCCUUCCUGGUUGUGCUGCCCUGGCAGCAUUAGCGAAGGGCAAGGAGAUACAUGCUUAUGCUGUCAAAAACAUGUUGGUGUUAGAUGUUGCUGUUGGAAGUGCUUUAGUUGACAUGUACGCAAAAUGUGGUUGCUUGAACAUAUCAAGAAGAGUGUUUGAUCAGAUGCCUAUCAAAAAUGUGAUCACUUGGAAUGUUAUUAUCAUGGCUUAUGGGAUGCAUGGAAAAGGACAGGAAGCCUUAGAAUUGUUCAGGAAUAUGGUAGCAGGAGGUUCUGGUGCAGGAGUUAAGCCAAAUGAAGUCACUUAUAUUGCAAUUUUUGCAGCUUGUAGUCACUCAGGGAUGGUAGAGGAAGGCCUUGACCUGUUCCACAAAAUGAAAAAAGACCAUGGUAUUGAAUCUUCCGCAGAUCAUUAUGCCUGCAUCGUAGACUUGCUUGGUCGAGCUGGUAGAGUGGAGGAAGCAUAUCAACUCAUCAAUUCAAUGCCUGCUGAAUUUGACAAGGCUGGUGCGUGAGUAGCUUGCUUGUGCUUGUAGGAUCCACCAGAUGUAGAAUUGAGAAUUGCU